UAAUAUCUGUCAACAAAAAAUGUCAAGUGUAGGCACACCCCCGGCACACCACAUUUACAAUGUAACAGAUCUUUAUAAAACGUACAAUUGUUUAUCAAAAUUAACAUGUUUCAGAAGAAGAGCAUCGGUUUGCUUUUAAAUAAAAAUGUGCUGUCGAAAUUGAAACAUAUAUCGGUGAGAAAUGUCCAAAUUACUGUGAUUGGUGCCGUAGGAGAAGUAGGUGCAAAUUUGGCUCUUCUGCUAAAACAAAACCUCAAACUACACAAACUGAACUUAUACGAUGACGAUGAAAAAAAUAUAGGAGCUGCAAUGGAAUUGGGUCACCUACCUGGAGGACCGCAAGUGAGUGGGUUCACCGGCGUAAAUGGCUUGCAUGCUGCUGUUCGAGGCUCAGAACUAGUCGUGAUGGCUCAGCGAGUACCACGUAAGCCAGGUAAUAGUCGAGAACAAAUGAUUGCUGCGAAUGCUCCCGCUAUGCAAAGGCUUUGCAGGGCAAUCGCCGACGAAAAUCCUGGAGCAUUCCUUGCAAUCUCUACAAACCCACUGAAUUCAAUGGUUCCAUUUGCGAGUGCUCUCUUGUAUAAAUAUGGCGCAUAUAACCCUUUUAAGGUGUUUGGUGUGACGCACAUUGAUUCCGCCCGGGCCCGCAUUUACGCUGCACACGCUUUACAAGUAAGCUGUCGAAACUUAUUCCUCCCCGUAAUAGGAGGACAUUCAGAUGAUACAGUAAUACCACUUUUUUCAAAUAUCUGCCCAAGCGAAUAUACUAUAGACCCAUGUCAAGCAGACACAUUAACGCGUCUUGUGAGAAAAUCGGGGACAGAAAUAGUAUUCCAAAAACAAGGUUGUGAAUCCGCGGUACUGGGUAUGGCGUGGUCCCUUAACGAGUUCUGCAAUUUAAUGAUAGAAGCUAUUUGUGGUGGUGAAGUUGUAGUAAAUUGUUAUACAGCCAAUCCUCACUUUGGAACAAGAUUUUUCUCUGGCCCUACUGUAAUAGGACCUUAUGGUAUCAUACGGGCAUGUUGUGAAUUUACUUACAGUGACUAUGAAUCUUUUCUGGUGACUGCUUCAGUUCCUGUUAUUAAUAGAGACGUGACUCUUGGAGAAGAGUAUGUUAGGUAUAUUGAGUUUGCAAUGAAGCCAAAAUAUUAACAUUUGUAGAUGUCUAUUUACAUAAAACAUAAAAAGAAAUCAAUAAAAAGUGCCAAUUAUUUAAGACCUU
Helicoverpa armigera (cotton bollworm) is the source of this 1222-nucleotide messenger RNA. Its product is annotated as malate dehydrogenase. The transcript has a single exon. Bases 106 to 1152 code for a protein of 348 amino acids. Gene Ontology annotation, biological process: tricarboxylic acid cycle; carboxylic acid metabolic process. Gene Ontology annotation, cellular component: mitochondrion; cytoplasm. The record is from RefSeq and is a predicted model, not a curated record. Gene Ontology annotation, molecular function: L-malate dehydrogenase (NAD+) activity. Lineage: Eukaryota; Metazoa; Arthropoda; Insecta; Lepidoptera; Noctuidae.